GUACGUCAUUAACGCGGAAGCGGAUGUGCUUCGGUCCUGCACGCCAACGAGCCGACAGCGUGCGGCAUCGCGUCUAUCGGUAUUUGCAGCAAACGCCGUGAAAGCGGUAGUGAUCUUGCGUGUGUGGGGCUAGUUUGCCGGUGUUAGGAUGGAGCCGCUGGCCGAUGCGCUGUACUGGAUCGGUGCUGUCACUCUGGCCUGGGUCUCGGUGAGCGCCGUGCGCGGGCUGCUCGGCGGCGUUCGCGUGUGGAUCGUGGGCAAUGGGAAUCUGAUGCGGGCCGCCAAACUCGGGAAAUGGGCAGUUGUGACUGGGGCCACCGAUGGAAUCGGAAAAGCCUAUGCGGAGGAGCUUGCUCGACGAGGUUUUGCUAUCGUUCUCAUCAGCCGUACUCAAGAGAAGCUGGAUGAAGUGUCCAAAGCUAUCGAGAGCAAGUAUAACGUAGAGACCAAAACCAUUUCUGCUGACUUUGGAUCUGUGGACAUCUACCCUAAGAUCGAGUCUGGACUGGCCGGAUUGGAAAUAGGAGUUUUAGUAAACAAUGUUGGAGUGUCUUAUUCCUACCCAGAGUUCUUCCUCAACAUUCCUGAUGUUGACAGUUUCAUCAGCACUAUGAUCAACAUCAACAUUACAUCAGUUUGUCAGAUGACACGGCUGGUACUGCCCAGGAUGGUGGAGAGGUCUAAAGGAGUGAUCUUGAAUGUUGCUUCAGCGAGUGGCAUGUACCCAGUUCCUCUUCUCACCCUCUAUUCGUCUUCAAAGGCCUUUGUGGACUUCUUCUCCCGUGGGCUUGACGCUGAAUACAAAAGCAAAGGGAUUGUUAUACAGAGUGUGCUGCCGUUUUAUGUGACGACAAAACUGAGCAAGAUCAGGAGGCCCACUCUUGACAUUCCCUCUCCCGAGCGCUACGUCAAAGCCCAGCUGAGCACUGUAGGCCUGCAGACUCGGUCGAAUGGUUACUUCCCUCAUGCCGUGUUGGGCUGGGUGACUACUGCUCUGCUUCCUGCGAAACUGCUCAACAAAUAUGUUAUGAGCAUGGGGUUGUCUCAGCGUGCACGCUAUCUGAAGAAACAGAAGCAAGGUUAGAAACAGAAAAAGGACAGACAGAGGGAUGAAGGGAUGGUGUGAUUAAACAAAGAGGGACCAACAACAACAACAACAAAAAAAAAUAUCUCUGUGCCCUUUUGCUGUCAGGGACCAAGAGCAAUCACGUCCAACUGCUCCUGAGAUGGUACGAAACAAGCAAUGUAUUUUCCAGUCAUUAGAGUGGUUUAUUGAGUUGUAGCUAACCAGAACAUGAUUUGCUUGAACAGCCUUUGCUGACCUACACAGUUCUUAUUAGUUUGGUUAGAGAACCGCAGAAUAGCUGAAGUUCUUUGUAUCCUAACAGUCACUAACAGCAUUGAUCAGUACUGUUUGUCUGGUUUUCUUUAAUGUUUAAGGUGAGUAAAUUAGUAGUUGUAUGGUAAUAGUGAUCUGAACAUCAAUAAUGAAAAAAAAAAAUUCUUAACUUAAAUGCAGUGUCUAUCCAUUAACAUAAUCAAAAUAUAUGAGCGAUAUGACUGAAAUUAGGCAGAAUGAUGUACGAUAAUUGAACAAUUGCAUCUGCAGCAUCUACAAAAUUGGUGCACUUAUAAUUCUUGGUAUCAUAAUUAGCUUUUUUCAUCAGACUCAGCAGUUGUUUUCAAAUUAAAUGCACUACAUGAACUAUUUGUGCCCAUUGCUGAUGGCACUAUGCAUUCUAUUUCUAGAGCAUCUUUUUGAAAGGAGAUGUGAUUUAUAUUGCACUUACAUUGUGGAGAGCUUGUGUGCAUUCUGUGUGCUUAACUUUGUGAUGCUGGUGCUGCUGGUGACAGGAAGCAAAUUUCAAUUCUGACAACAGCUAAGGCCGUUGUUCCGUUAUUGUCUGGUCUAUAACAAUGCAGUAUUUGCUCCAAAACAGUUCUUAGAAUUCCUGAAUUCAUUAUGAAUGAAACCGUCUUGAACUUUUGAGACAAAUGUCUGAAGAGUCGAUGCAUUCUGUAUGCCUGCUUGUGAAUUGAUCCUCCAAAUAAAAACCUGUUUCUAAUAAUGCUUCUAACUCUUAUUGAUUCAUUUUUAGUGCACAAAAAGGAACCUAUUUGUUGAGCAUACUGUACAUUUUAUAUUAAUAUACAUUUUUUUUAUUGCACGUGUUUGUGGUUAAAUGCUAAAAAUGGAUGAUGAAGGGUGUAGACAUUAUUCUGUAAGACAAUGAUGUCAUGAUUAUUUUGUCAUGGCUAAAUUCCCUUAUAGAUGAAUGCCAUUAAAAGAAGAAUGUUCUGCGGUAGCACGAUUUAUGAAUAAAGAUAAUUGCGUGCUUCAAUGUAAGCAAGGAUAUCUUCGUUUAUGUACAAAGGGUUGCACUAUCAUUGUUGCAAUUCUGUUAUGCUCAUCUACGCUGCAUGUAUACAAAUUAAGUUAUUUAAAAUACAAAAUGUAAUUUAUGGCAAAGGUAAAUGUUCAGCAGCAAUCACGCCAGUCAUCGGUGUCACGUGAACCUUCAGUUGUAAUAUGCUGAUUUUGAUCAAGAAACAUUUCUUAUUAUCAAUACUGAAAACGAGCUGCUUAAUAUAUUUGUGAAAAAAUGUCUUGCAUCAUGGCUUUUCUUUCUUGAAUUUUUAAAAAUCGUUUAUUUUUAAAUUGGAUUUCAAAUCUAAUAUUUCCAAUCUCUUAAGCACUCUUGUCUAUUUGGACUGUUUUGGUUACUAUAACUGUUGUUUUGGCAACCGUUUCACAAGUUCUGCUGUUACCAAGUUCAGUGGAACCAUAGUUAGUUAGCAAUGCUUUUGGGAAACAGACCCCAGGACGGCACUUCUAAAUCCUAAGCUCACUAGACUCUCCGUGUCCAACCCAUGCACAUGCCCUUUGCAUUUAAAAGCUACCAAUAUUCUAUUCUUUGUGGCUUGAUACAAGUGAAUUUUAUAGCUUUGUAGCGGCAUUAAAAGGGCCAUCUGCCGACUGUCAAGUCCAUCUCCACUGAUAGAUGUGUGUGAUCUCUCUCAUGUUGUGUCUGAGUGCCAAAUCCUCGAGUGCCAUCGCUCAGCCCCCUUCCUGUUGCACGCCGCAUGCGUGUUUGUUCCAGGCGGGAGUGUGAGGGGCGGGGGGUGAUUCCGGAGGAUAGUAAUGGAAGUCGGAAGCGUGACAGUCCUGUGAUGAAGGAGGAGCCGUGAGGAGUGUGUGGGAAGAGAAGGCCUAUAAAAAGCCUCACAGCAGCUCUGGGUUACAAACACUCGAGACGGACACAGAACAGGAGCAGCAAACCGACUGAAGAGCUUCUAACCAGUUUCUUCGCCUACUUCUACCAGCGCUCUGACUUUCUGCUUUCAAAGAGCGGCAUUGGAAGAUUGACUCCGCUUGCGAGAACUACAUCUAGAAGAAUAAUUUGAAACAAACAUUCCUCGUUCGUCCAAACUUCCAGAAUGUCCGCGCAUGCAAUGGAGAUGAGCCACUUGAAUGCUUUGGCCGUCCACCGGAUGUCCUUGGCUGUGGAGGAAUUCCCACAGAUGGCGGGCUCAUCCAGGAUCCAAGACUGCGACAGGGCCCGCUCCGUCCUGCAAAGGAAGAGGCAGUUCAGCUGUGACAAGAUUGCAGAGGAGGUGGACGAGGAAGGACCGCUCACUGUGGAGGAAGACAAAGCCCGGCGCACCUUCUUGAGGUCGCUUGAGAGUCUGCGCAGAUGCACGCGAGGACGUCAGUAACUCGACGAGCCCGGGGAAGGUUUGGACGUCACCUUGAACCUGAAUGGACCGAGAGACUGAGAUUCAGUGUAGGAUGGAGACUCUUUUAAGGGAACAGUCGGGGUAGAUGCUUCACAAUGAAGCCAGACUGACUGACCCAAACUGUUUAUAUCUACCAAAGAUGGGUGAUUUGCUGGUUCAGCUGUAUUAUACAGUACAUUUCCGUUCUGAUUUUUCCCUGCACUAGUAAAUAGCUAAUGUGUAGCAUGUUGCAUUUAACGUUUAACUGGAAAUGUGUCGCAUGCAUGUCCACCUGGCUUAGAAAAGCUGACGAGCUACUGGGCCGCACGUUAGCACUGUUACGGUUUUGUCAAAGGCAAAAUCGCUUUUGAGACUGUUUUUCACAGAUGCAUAUGGAAAUAGUCGCUUUAUAUUUUGUCUUAAUAUGAUCUGUGCAAUAAAGUUUUAAACAUGUA
This is a messenger RNA of Puntigrus tetrazona (Sumatra barb), 4172 nucleotides long. It is a transcript of the gene hsd17b12b, whose product is annotated as hydroxysteroid (17-beta) dehydrogenase 12b. Bases 149 to 1084 code for a protein of 311 amino acids. Gene Ontology annotation, cellular component: endoplasmic reticulum. The record is from RefSeq and is a predicted model, not a curated record. NCBI's taxonomy places the organism in Eukaryota, Metazoa, Chordata, Actinopteri, Cypriniformes, Cyprinidae. The transcript has 11 exons. Gene Ontology annotation, molecular function: oxidoreductase activity.